Messenger RNA from Musa acuminata subsp. malaccensis (wild Malaysian banana), 2275 nucleotides. RefSeq lists its product as uncharacterized. Gene Ontology annotation, cellular component: nucleus. NCBI's taxonomy places the organism in Eukaryota, Viridiplantae, Streptophyta, Magnoliopsida, Zingiberales, Musaceae. The record is from RefSeq and is a predicted model, not a curated record. Gene Ontology annotation, biological process: rRNA processing. Gene Ontology annotation, molecular function: protein binding.
UCGAAGCCCGUCGCACGCAGCCACGCAGGCCACGCACGCACUCCUGCGGUCGCAAUCGCUUGCCUAUUCCUUCCGUCCCUCCCUCCGCCAUACAACCGUCGGUAAGCCUCGAUCUCGAUCUCUCGAUCCCGGGGAAAGGUUGAGGGUUCGUGUUUACGGUGCGCGGGUUGAGAUUUGGAUGUUACGUGCUUUAGUUGGUUGCUUAUCUGCUGAAACCCUAGCCGUCGGCUCUCUCUUUACCCCGAUCUUGCCGUACUCCACCGUCGCCCUCAUCGCCAUCGUUGAAACGUCGGCGAGCGGCCGCAUCUUUCGUGCUAUUCCUUCCACAAGUCGCUGACUCUUUGUCUGCCCCUCAUCUGUUGUCCACCAUCAGUCCAUCUUGUCGAGUUUCCACGCUAAAAUGAUUUCGGCAGUGACUUGGGUCCCAAAGGGAGCAUCCAAGAGCUCCCCAGUGGUUGCCGAGCCACCCUCUAAAGACGAAAUUGACGAGAUUUUGAAAACGGGAGCAUUGAGAAGAAGCGGAGACAGUGACGAAGAUGAACAAGUGGAGAUGGACGUUGAUGAUUCCAAAGAUGCAGAUGAAGUCACCCAUGCAUUAGCUACUGCUGAGGCUUUAUCGAAAGACCAGGGGGAUAAGGGUUCUCAUUUCCAAGAUAUCGCUGAUGGCCUCCGGGAACUUGACAUGGACCAUUAUGAUGAUGAAGAUGAUGGCAUCGAGCUAUUUAGUACUGGUUUAGGGGACAUUUACUAUCAAAGUAAUGAGAUGGACCCUUAUCUGCAAAACAAGGAUGACGACGAUGAUGAUGAAGAGAUAGAAGAUAUGACCAUAAAACCAACUGAUGCAGUUAUAGUCUGUGCACGAAAUGAAGAUGAAGUCAGCCAUCUUGAGGUUUGGAUCUUUGAAGAAUCAGAGGAUGGUGAUUCGAAUAUGUAUGUUCAUCAUGAUAUCAUCCUUCCAGCUUUUCCGCUUUGUACAGCUUGGCUUGAUUGUAAUCUUAAAAGUGGUGAUAAAGGAAACUUUAUAGCUGUUGGCUCCAUGGAACCAGCUAUCGAGAUAUGGGACCUUGAUUUGAUUGAUGAGGUUCAACCUUUCCUAGUGUUGGGGGGUGUCUCAAAGAAGAAGAAAAAAGGGAAAAAGACAUCAGUGAAGUACAAGAAGGGUAGCCAUAGAGACUCUGUACUUGGGCUUGCAUGGAACAAAGAAGUGAGGAAUGUUCUAGCUAGUGCAAGUGCUGACAAAACAGUCAAGAUUUGGGAUGUGGUCAGUGGCAAAUGUGCUGUGACAGUGGAGCACCACAGAGAUAAGGUUCAGGCAGUUGCAUGGAAUCAUCAUUCUCCUGAAGUUCUUCUAAGUGGUUCGUUUGAUCAAUCAGUAGUCAUGAUGGAUAUGAGAUCAAGUAAUCAGGUCUCUAAUGAAUGGUGUGUCACAGCUGAUGUUGAGAGUUUGGCAUGGGACCCACAUUCAGAACAUUCAUUUGUGGUGAGUCUUGAGAAUGGUACUGUUCAAGGUUUCGAUGUCCGGGCUUCAUCAGAUACAGAUUCCAGUUCCAAGCCAAGUUUCACUCUCCAUGCACAUGAUAAAGCUGUUUCUUCAGUCUCUUAUAAUCCUGCAGCUCCAAAUUUUCUUGCUACCGGAUCAACAGACAAGACGGUGAAGCUAUGGGACUUGUCAAACAAUCAACCAUCAUGUGUUGCAUCUCAGAACCCAAAGGCGGGAGCCAUAUUCUCUAUCGCCUUCUCAGAUGAUAGCCCUUUCUUGUUAGCGAUCGGGGGCUCCAAGGGAAGAUUGGAGGUAUGGGACACCUUAUCCGAUCUUGGGGUUGGUGGUAGAUUUGGCAAGUACAGCAAUCGAACAAUUGAUCCGCCACCAACCGAUUGAACCUUAACCUUCCUAUAUAUAGCUCAAUACUAGAGAUGAAAAAUUAAAAGUUUUGUCCAAGACCAGAAAGCAGGCAUAUGCAGAAUUUCUCCGGUGCAUUCCCAAUUGCACAUUUUCCAUCACCUUUAUUUAAGUGUGUGAUUUGAAUACCCAUGUAAAGCAUUCGAGUGGUGGCAUGAAAAUGUUUUCCCCAUCUCAAGAACAAAACAGAACUGAUGAUGUGGAACUAAAAUUUCGUCGCUUCAUACAUAAGUUGGCAUAUUUAGAGGUUGAUUCAAAUUGUUGGACCAUCUAAGAUAUGUUCCUCAUUUCUAAGAUGUCACUGGCUUUGUGUAAAAUUUAUGCACUGAAUUAUGGAAUAACGUUUGAUCAAAUGGAAUGGUGAUGUUAAUGUUU